Molecule: messenger RNA, 336 nt
Organism: Amoebophrya sp. A25
Lineage: Eukaryota; Dinophyceae; Syndiniales; Amoebophryaceae
Source: the annotation of a GenBank genome assembly
UUCCAAAUCCCUCUGCUUGUGUAGAUCAUCUUCAUGUUAGUGCUCUCAUCACCAAUGUUCUUUGUACAAAGAUGAGGGUUAGUUUCGAUGCAGGGGUAAGUUGCUAUGAUACCGUGUCGAUGUGUGCAACCACUUUCGAUCUUGGUUGCACAAAGAUGAGGGUCAUGUGCGUAGAAACUUACCCGCCUAGUGGUAGCUCAUGAAGAGCUCAACUAUCCUUUUGUGGUAGAUCAUCUUCCAAAUCCGUCUGCUUGUGUCCACACUUCUUCACGCCUGACAAUGAUAAUUGUUGGAGAAAUUUUCAUGUCGUGCGAAUGAUCAGGGAUUAUUCUGGAC